This is a messenger RNA of Paramecium octaurelia, 8401 nucleotides long. NCBI's taxonomy places the organism in Eukaryota, Ciliophora, Oligohymenophorea, Peniculida, Parameciidae. The record is from the annotation of a GenBank genome assembly.
AUGAGAUAUGAAAAUGAUUCGUAAUAGCAAUCUGACUCUGAUUCAGACUCGUAUCGUAAUCCUAAUUCUGAUACAACUGAUUUUGAUUUUACUCAAUUAGAGUAAUCAGUCUUGAUUUCAAAGGAUGAUGGAUUAUCAAAAUUAAUAAAAGGAACCGAUCAAUACUACUAUCAAUACUUUCUAAAUAUCUUAAAUUAGAAAGGAUAUUAACUUGAUCCUAUAUAAUAGGAGCAUUUUAAAAAUUAUAAAGAAAUGAAAACCAAAAAUUAUAAGAAAAUAUGCUUAAGAAGAUUAUUUGUUGAAUAUGAUAAUCUGAUGAAUGAACCCAUGCAAACAGAAGAAAUAACAAAAAGAUAAAGAGAAAUCUUACAAAAAAUCAAUAAGAGAUUAUUUAAAAUCAAUUUUGGUAACUUGUCCGAAGAUACUUCUACGAAAGUAAUUUUCAUUGUAAAUUUUAGUAAUAAAAUGCAUUCACUACUAAUGUAUAGAGCAAAGAAUUAGUUUCACAAUUUGAUAACAACAAAUUAGCCAUGGAUGAUUAUCUAAAGGAUGCUUAUACAGAAAAGGGAAUCAAAAAAUUAUUUCCUAGCUUACUUCAAUAAAUAGAUCUUUUAGAACUAAUUAAGGCUCCUAAUAAAGUUAUUGAGAUUUUCUUCAAUGAAUUAAACCAAAGGGAUUAAUAGGUAAUUUUAAAUAAUCAUAUUCUUUAAUUUUUCAAUUUAUUGGCUCAAAAAAAAGACUUUAUUUUUACAAAUUUAUGCUUUACCAUCCUAACUAUUGAGUAAAUGGAGGAGCUAGUAAAAUUAAAUAAGAUAUUUUUCGAAAAUGCCAUUUUUGUAGGAAAUCUAUAUUUCAAGAAAUUUGGGCAGGAUAACAUUUAAUAGGAGAAUUCUUAAACUCUAGUAGAGUAAAAUAAAGAAGUUUUAUCAAAUUUGAACGAGGCAUAUAUUUGGACAAAAUAAUUAUCAAAAAAGUUUAAUUCUCUUAAGUAAAUAGUUCUAAGGGAAUUACUUUAAUAUGGUAAAUCUUGAUUAUAUAUCAUAGGUAUUGAAAUUUAACAUUAUGACUUUGAUUUACUUUUGGAUUUUCUAAAAGACCCAACGGAAAUGUAUCAAAAUAUCACAAAAUCACAUAGGGAUGUGCAAAGUAAAAUCAGAAAUGACUUUUCAACGAAUUGGUAGGAAUGGCAUAGAUUUAAAACUGGCAGAUGUAAUUAUUAUAGAUUAUAAGUAGGGAUCAAUGCUAAUUAAUUAAUUGAAAAGUAUUUAUAAAAGUACUUUGAAUNUACAAUAAGCGAAAGUCUCUUUGUAUAAUUCUAACAAUAAAGAUUCUGUAAUCAUUUAAAUGAAUUGGUAUUUAUGUUUUACCGGGGAUAAUUUAGUAUUGAAAGCUAUGUAAAAAUUUGUUCAAGCAAAUAAAAAUAAAAAUAAUAAACAUGAGAUAUGAAAAUGAUUCGUAAUAGCAAUCUGACUCUGAUUCAGACUCGUAUCGUAAUCCUAAUUCUGAUACAACUGAUUUUGAUUUUACUCAAUUAGAGUAAUCAGUCUUGAUUUCAAAGGAUGAUGGAUUAUCAAAAUUAAUAAAAGGAACCGAUCAAUACUACUAUCAAUACUUUCUAAAUAUCUUAAAUUAGAAAGGAUAUUAACUUGAUCCUAUAUAAUAGGAGCAUUUUAAAAAUUAUAAAGAAAUGAAAACCAAAAAUUAUAAGAAAAUAUGCUUAAGAAGAUUAUUUGUUGAAUAUGAUAAUCUGAUGAAUGAACCCAUGCAAACAGAAGAAAUAACAAAAAGAUAAAGAGAAAUCUUACAAAAAAUCAAUAAGAGAUUAUUUAAAAUCAAUUUUGGUAACUUGUCCGAAGAUACUUCUACGAAAGUAAUUUUCAUUGUAAAUUUUAGUAAUAAAAUGCAUUCACUACUAAUGUAUAGAGCAAAGAAUUAGUUUCACAAUUUGAUAACAACAAAUUAGCCAUGGAUGAUUAUCUAAAGGAUGCUUAUACAGAAAAGGGAAUCAAAAAAUUAUUUCCUAGCUUACUUCAAUAAAUAGAUCUUUUAGAACUAAUUAAGGCUCCUAAUAAAGUUAUUGAGAUUUUCUUCAAUGAAUUAAACCAAAGGGAUUAAUAGGUAAUUUUAAAUAAUCAUAUUCUUUAAUUUUUCAAUUUAUUGGCUCAAAAAAAAGACUUUAUUUUUACAAAUUUAUGCUUUACCAUCCUAACUAUUGAGUAAAUGGAGGAGCUAGUAAAAUUAAAUAAGAUAUUUUUCGAAAAUGCCAUUUUUGUAGGAAAUCUAUAUUUCAAGAAAUUUGGGCAGGAUAACAUUUAAUAGGAGAAUUCUUAAACUCUAGUAGAGUAAAAUAAAGAAGUUUUAUCAAAUUUGAACGAGGCAUAUAUUUGGACAAAAUAAUUAUCAAAAAAGUUUAAUUCUCUUAAGUAAAUAGUUCUAAGGGAAUUACUUUAAUAUGGUAAAUCUUGAUUAUAUAUCAUAGGUAUUGAAAUUUAACAUUAUGACUUUGAUUUACUUUUGGAUUUUCUAAAAGACCCAACGGAAAUGUAUCAAAAUAUCACAAAAUCACAUAGGGAUGUGCAAAGUAAAAUCAGAAAUGACUUUUCAACGAAUUGGUAGGAAUGGCAUAGAUUUAAAACUGGCAGAUGUAAUUAUUAUAGAUUAUAAGUAGGGAUCAAUGCUAAUUAAUUAAUUGAAAAGUAUUUAUAAAAGUACUUUGAAUCAAAUUCUGAUUUUAGUAUUUUUGAGCAAUACUUGGAAACUCAUUAUUUGAAGAAACAAAAAGCCAUAAGCCACCUGUAUAAAGGAGAGGAAGUUCAAGAUUUGAAGAAUUAUUUUACUAAUAAUGAAAUCAAAUAGAUGAACAAUACCAAGGUCUUGUACUUAUGUGAUAACAACAAACCAUAUUUUAUUCACGGAGAACCUGUCAAUUUAUAUGUUGAAUUAAAGAAUAUUUAAAGUUUGACGAUUAAGAUAUUUCAAAUUAACAUGAAGAAUUUUUAUAAUACUAAGACUGAAUAAUUAACUACAGAUAUAUGUUUAAAUGGUUUUAUUCCUACAGAAGAGAUAAAUUUUACCUAUGAUUGUCCUCCUAUCAAGAAAGUAAUUAAAGAGUUUACGUUUGAAUCAAUUUAAAAAACUGAAAGAGGAACCUUCAUUAUCGAAUUUAUUGGUAAUGGGCUAUCUUGUAGAGCAAUAAUUGAAAAAGGAAGAUUAUGUUUGAGGUAGACAAUAGUAUCUGCUGGAAAUAAAUAUGAGAUAUUUGAUGAAAAAUUUGAGAAAUUGUUUGAUGAUCGAAUUGGAAUAUGGAUCGAAGAGAUCUUUUAUAAUUUGGUUAAAGGCGAAAUCGUAAUUCCAUUCCCAAAGGAGGAAACCAAAUGUUCAGCUAUUAUUCAAUAUGGAGAUUUCUAUUAAAAAGAAAAUCUCUAGUUAAGUCCUGAACGUUUUAUAUUAAUUUGCAGUUUCAUUUUGGGGCAUGAGUAGAUUCAAUUAGGCUCAGAUGUAUCAGUAAUUAUAAUCCCUAAAUUGACUUUGAAUGAAACUAACAUAGGAUUUGAAAUAUUUAAGGAUGCUAAUGUCUAAAUAUCUUGUUAGAAUGAGAAGGGUGUUCCUUAAACCUUCAACUUCAAAGACAUUAAUUUUGUGUCUUAAGUUCCUUUAGAAUUGAAAUUCCCUAUUAAUUAAAAACUCCUAAGUAUCUAAAUAGAUGUGACAGGGAAAAUAAAAUAAUUACAUAAAAAAGACGAUUUAGUAUUAGAAUAAACCUGUUACAUAGAUAUGAAGGAUAAAACAUAAAAUUAAAUAUUUAUAAAUCAGUUGCUAAAAUUUGAUGAUGCAGAUGGUUAUUCAAUAUUUGUAUUGGGAAAGAACGGUGAGCCAUACAAAAAUGUCUAGGUUUAAGUUUUAUUUACUCACAAAUUGAUUGAUGAAUAAAUCAAAGAAAAUCUUAUUACUGAUGAAAAUGGGUAAAUCAAGUUAGGGUUUUUGUCAAAAAUAGAAAAAAUAUCUUCAUCUGUUAUUUCUACUAAAUAUUAGAUCUAAAAAUAAGAAUGGAAACUCCUAAAACAGUUUUCUGCUUACUAACACUAUUUUGAAUAAGUGGUUAAUUUGGGAGAAAAAGUGACCUUACCAUUCUCAACCAAAUUAGAAAAUGUUCUGCUCUAUCAAAUAAAAAAUCGCAUUUAAUCUGAAAUAACUCCGAUUAAAAACGUUAGGAAUUGGAUUUAAUUUGAAGAGAAUGAAAUAACCAUUGAAUUCAACUAGAAAGGAUAAUAUUUACUUCGAUUAUUAGAAGAAGAAUAUUCGUUUUAAUUCAAAGUCCUUGAUAAUACCUUAAAAUAAUGCAAGGAAUACCUUUAUACUUAAAAUGAAAGGAUAUAAAGAGAAUCUUUGAGAGAAAUUAAUUUAAAAAGUUCUGUGACUUAACUGAAUGAUAAAAACUAUUUGGUUUAGGGUGAUAUAUUAUAUGAUAAAGAAUAUCAUUUAGUUGCAAUAGCUACUACAUUUUAUCCUGAUCUAAGUAAUUUAGAAAAAGAAAUGCAAAAUUUUAUGUACUAGUAUGAAGACCAAUCUGGUCUUAAGAUUGAAUUCAAAAAUAACAUAUAUUUGUCAAACCUAAAAUAAUCGGAUGAGUUAGGAUAUAUUAUUGAAAGGAAAAAUCAACCAAAAUAUUUAGGCAACACACUUGAGAAACCUUAAAUCCUUUUAAAUCGAUUUCUUACUGAUUGUACAGAAACUUAAGAAGAAUAAUUGAAAUAAGUUUAGCAAAAUUUAUCAUAAAGGAACCUUUCCAAAAUGAUGGCAACUGGAGCUUGUAGAAAAACAGGACCUAUUCGAUAUCAUUAAUAAAGUUUUGAUUCUUUUUGUGAAUUCUUGAAAUUUCCAGGUAGAGUUAUCGCAAAUAUCCAUAAGGAUAAGAAUCACUAUUCUUUUGAAGUUCCAGUUCAUUAUUCUACAAUUGUGAUGUUGGUUUAUUCAGAUAAUAACUAUAUUAUUAAGAUAUUACCAUUAUAGAACAAAGAAAUUUAAAUCAAAGAUUUAUGCCAUGAGUCAUUGCUAGAAAAGAAUAAAUUUUAUUCCACCUUUAGAAGUGCAAAAGAAAUCAUCCCUUAGACUCCAUUUUAGAUUUAAGACAUAACAUCGACAGAAAUAUUUGUUAUAGACUCCUUGAAUUUAUUGUUUCAAAUUUAGAAAGAGCUAGUGAGAAUCAAUAAAUAAAAGAUAUAAGAGAAAGAUUUGAAAAUGCUAUCUGACCUCUUAAAAUGGGAUUAAGAAACUUCUCAUUUUUAAUAGAAAUUCUAUAAUUAAUAUUAAUGUGAUGAAUUGAACCUGUUUCUAUUUAUGAAGGAUGCCAGCUUUUUUGAAACAGUCAUAUUGAAUCACAUAAACAAUAAAAUAGAAAAAUCAUUUAUGGAUAGCUUCUUACUUUAGGAUCAUUAAGCACUUUCUAAAUAUGAAUAAGUCUAAGUAUUUUAAUAGUUGAAUGCACUGGAAUAAGCACUUCUAGUAAUAUACAAUUAAGAAAUUGGGGAAAAAAAGGAAGAAGCAUAAAUUAUAGCUAAAUAUCUAUAAUAGAAUUUUAAAACUAUUGUUAAUAAAUAGGACAACGAUAAAUAUAAGUUGCUUUUUGACACAAUUUUAGGAGUAGAAAAAGAACUAAUCAAUCAGAAAAAUAAGAGAGAGAGUUAAGAAAUAGAAAACAAGAAUUCAAAAGAAAUAAACAACCAUGCAUAAUAGAGAGAAUUGGUGUAAAAAAAAAAAAGUUUUAGUUAAAGAUGUAAAGAAAGAUGUAAAGAAAGAUGUAAAGAAAGAUGUGAAGAGGAAGAUGAAGAUGCAGAAUUGAGUAACAGCAGAAGUAUGAGUAGAAGUAUAAGCAGAAGUAUAAGCAGAAGUAGUAGAAGUAGUAGUAGUAGUAGUAGUAGCAUUUCUUAAUAUAAAAAAAGGAAAGGAACGGUUUAAGCUCGUGGAGGAUCUAGAACUAGAUAAACUGCAAGAAAAAGUAUGGCUAAAUCUGCUACUAAAGGCUUUGGAGCUAGAAAUUAUAAUUCCAUGCGUGAAAGCUUAGUUUAAACUUUUUAACAAGUUGAAGCCACUAAGGAGUACUGUGAAAAACAUUAUAGUGUUGGAAUUAAUUAAUAGUAAUAUAGGAAGUUGGUUAGUGGGUCUGAGUUUUUCAUUGAUCUAGCAAAUCACUCAAUACAAAAAGGGUUUUUUACUGAAAAUUUCAUUUCCUCUUCUUUUAUGUAUUGCACUUCUAAUUUUACAGAGAUCAUUAGUGUGUUAGCUUUAAUCAGUCUACCCUUUUAGUCUCCGAAACAUACUCAACAACAAUUAGGGAAUAAGGGCAUAGAAUUAUUAUUUCCAAGUUCUGCUCUCAUAUUGAUAAAGGAGAUUUAAGAAGCUCAAGUGUAACCUAAUUCCAGAAUCAUAAUUACUCAAUCCUUUUUCGAUCCCCAAAAUGAAGGGAUUGAGGAUCAAAAUGAUAACGAAGAUGAGGAAGAUCUAAGUUAUUUUUCAAUAAAAAAAGUUUAUGGUUGUAAAGUAGUGGUUUCGAAUUGCACUGCAGCUUCGCAAACCUUUUAAUUAUUGAUGGAAAUUCCUAACGGUUCAAUUCCAGUCAAUACAACAUUUUCAACUAAAACAAUAACAUAUACAGUUGCUCCUUAUUAAAGUUUUACUCAAGAAUACUUUUUCUAUUUCCCAAAGCCUGGAAAUUUCACAAUUUAUCCAGCCAACAUUUCGAAACUUGGAAAAGUCAUUUAAAUUGCAAAGGAGAAAAUCUUCUAAGUCUACGAUGAAAGAGUAAAGGUCAAUCUUGAAAAUAUAAAUGAACUCCUAUCAACAGACAAUAAUCAAGAAAUUUUAAAUUACCUUGAGAACAAAAACAUAUUCAACACAAAAUGGUUUAAUCCAAAAUUAUUAUAUCAUAAAUUUAGUGAUGAAGUGUUCUAUAAUUAAGUCAUGUAGAUUUAUAGAAAGAGAAAGUUUUAUGAUUUCCACAGUUUUGCUUAUGCAUUACUACACAAUAAUGUUCAAUGCUUAAAAGAGUUAUUUAUGACCUAAAAAUCUAAGAAGGUUUUGAAAUAAUAUUUUAAUCAUUUUGCCUGCUCUUUGUUUGAAAUCAAUUCUAUUAGAAUUCUGGAGUAUUACCCACUGAUUAUUAAAAGGGUGCAUAAACUUUAUAACGGAGAGAACAACAUACUCAAUGUAUAACUAAGGAAACAAUAUACAAAUUACUUAAUCUAUCUUCUGGAAAAGCCUCAAUUUUCAACCAUUGAUAAAUUAAUCCUGAUCUACUAUUUGUUAUUGCAGGAGAGAGUCAAUGAAGCUGUUUAAGUUUAUUCACAAAUUAGCGAAGAGGAAUAAAAGGAAUAAUAAUUAUAGUUUGAUUAUCUAUCUGCAUACUUAGACUUUUAUACUGGGUACCCCAAUUUUUAGAAGGGAAGAGACAUUUGUAAAAAGUAUCUGAGUUAUCCUGUAAUACAUUGGAGAAAUAUGUUCUAUGAAAUGAUUAAUCUAUUGAUUGAAUAUGAUGGAGAGGAAGACAAUCAAUUCUCUAAAUUAGAAAUAACUUAAUAAUAAAGGCAAUAACAGAUUGCUAAAACGGAAGAGACAUUGGCGGGUUCAAUAGAGGGAGAUUCAAUUAGCAUUACAUAUUCAAAUCUAUCAGAAGUAAAGGUAGAAUACUAUAAAUUGGAUAUUGAAAUUCUAUUUUCAAAUAAUCCAUUCAUGAAGAAUAUCAUUCAAGAUUUCUCCAUAGUCCUACCAAAUCUAUGUACAACUCACACUCUUGAUGGUCAAGAAAUCCAAAAGAAGUAAUUUAUGUUAUUAAUUAUUUAAGUUUGCAUUAAUAGAAAAUUCAAAUUCCUAGAGAGAUUGCAAGAGAGAAUCUGUUUGUCACAAUUAAAGGCUAGUAAAAACAAGUCACAUGUAAGUAUUAACCCACAUCUUUGUUUGUACAAACAAUGGCGGACUCAGGAUAAAUUAGAGUAUUUAAUUAACAAGGUUAAUACUUAUGCAAAGUUUACGUGAAAGUCUAUUCAAGAGAUAAAAAUUAGAAAGAGACCUUCUAUAAAGAUGGAUACACAGAUCUUAGAGGAAGAUUUGAUUAUGCUUCAUUGAGUUCAGCAAACUUUAAAGACAUUGAUAAGUUUUCAAUGCUGGUUUAUCAUGAGGAGUUAGGUAAUUAUAUAUAUUAUAAUUUAAAUAGGAUCCAUAAUUUAAUAGGUUUCCCCUCCUCCAACUUUGGGAUAAUACGAAAAAGAAAUUCAAUUGAUUGGAAAUAAAUGGAGACAAUAAGAAAGAGAUGAGUAUUAGAAUAAAUAAAAUGUUUAAUAAACUAUCUUCACAGGAAAAGGAGGAAAAGGAAUAGGAAAAAUAAGUAAAAAAAGAGAAUGAGAUUGAG